CAAAAGUAAAUCUCUUUCUUUCUUCCCCGUGUUCUCACUUUCUCUCUCCUCUCCUUUUUUUUUCCCCUCUAAUGUUAAUACUGCUGUGAGCUGUCUCUCUUAAGGAUGCAGGUAUCAACAGUGAAUUUUCACUUCCCAUGAAAUUAAAAUUCGAUAUUUGACACCAUUUCAAGAAUUGCUUUUUAAUCAUACAAUUUACAGAUCUUGAGCUUAGUAGUAUAGAUUAACCAGGGUUUGGGAGAAAUGCCUACUAAAGCCGGAAUUGUGGAAGAUCCAUUCAAAGAUGAAGGAGGGGCAAAAAACAUGUUGUUUGGACAGCCCUGGUGGCGUGGUCUGAGUAACAAUGGUGUCUCUCCUACUUCAGCUUCGAAUGACUCUUCCGCUCGAUCAUCUAGUGGGGAACCAGUAAAUGGUUCUGCCUUGGCUGGAAAUUUUUCAGUGCCCUUGAAUGGGAUACAGGAUGCCGGUGGUAAUGCUGGUAGAGAGAUCCAGACUGUAUUAGCCACUCAACUGCAUAAGGAUAAUACACAAGAUCAGCAGCCUCUUAACCAAGUGCAGUCCUCAAUGCCACAAAAUCUUGGCGACCAGUCUAAUGCCCAAAUGGAACUUGUUGGCCACUCAAUUGUCAUGACAUCAUACCCUUUUCAGGAUCCUACUUAUGGAGGAGCUAUGGCUUAUGCACAAGUACAGCAGGUGAAUCCUCAGAUGUAUGGAUUCCAGUUGCACCAGAGUAGAAUGCCUCUGCCCCUUGCAAUGGAGGAAGAGCCUGUUUAUGUGAACGCAAAGCAAUAUCAUGGGAUUUUAAGGCGCAGACAGUCACGUGCUAAGGCAGAGUUGGAAAAGAAAGUUAUUAAAUCUAGGAAGCCAUAUCUUCAUGAAUCUCGUCAUUUACAUGCUUUGCGAAGAGCAAGAGGUUCUGGAGGACGUUUUCUCAAUGCAAAAAAGCUUGAUGACAAUAAUGCUGAUAAUUCAAUAAAGACAGAAGCAAAUUCAGCAACCAACCUUCAAAUUCGUUCGGGUGGUUCAGCAUAUUCACGACAUGUGUCCUCUACCUAUAGUGCAAAUGCAGCUUCUUGGAACCAGCAAGAAGCAAGAGAAUCGAUGAUUUCAGACAUGCACAAAGCAGAGUCACAUUCCAGUAAUGCCACUAAUGUUCACGGCCUCUCAUCAACAUAUCAUUCGUUUUCUGGUCCUGAUGAAGGAAGAGACUACUAUGGUCAGGGAGGAUUGAAUUUGAAUGGGGCUCUUUCCGUCAAGUAGGACCCGCUUUGAGGGACGGCUGCUACAUUAUUACCUUCUGGUUAUGUUCGCAGUAUUGCCGUGUGAUUCAAUUAUGGAGAAAAGUAACCCUUCGAGUAUGUGGAGUGUGGAGUCUCAGGCAACUCAUUCUUGGCUGGAUUAUGUGGUUUACCGUGGUCGGGAUAGAAGAGGAAACACGGGUAGGACAAUGCUCUUAUCUGCCUGCCAUUGUUUUCCGGUUUCCCCCUUCCCAAUCAACUUAUGACUUAUCUAUUGUGUAUAAAGAACCCAACUGACCUUGUAGAAUUCUCAUGGAUUGCCUUUUAAAAUAGUAUGUGGAUCUAUGUUUUUGUACUUUUAAGGAACUGCCAACAAUAUUGGAACUGAGUAGGGGUGUACAAUGUACCUCUGUUUGGAUCUCUGGAUGUGUUAUACAGUUGUACUGCUGGUGGGAGAUAAACUUUGUGUAGUUUAUAGGCUUACAUUUUAUGCAUGUUGUUGCUUACCGUG
This is a messenger RNA of Beta vulgaris subsp. vulgaris (sugar beet), 1749 nucleotides long. RefSeq names its product nuclear transcription factor Y subunit A-4. The transcript is spliced from 7 exons. Gene Ontology annotation, biological process: regulation of transcription by RNA polymerase II. The coding region runs from base 244 to 1260 and encodes 338 amino acids. Lineage: Eukaryota; Viridiplantae; Streptophyta; Magnoliopsida; Caryophyllales; Amaranthaceae. Gene Ontology annotation, molecular function: RNA polymerase II cis-regulatory region sequence-specific DNA binding; DNA-binding transcription factor activity, RNA polymerase II-specific. Gene Ontology annotation, cellular component: CCAAT-binding factor complex. The record is from RefSeq and is a predicted model, not a curated record.